Cucumis melo (muskmelon) is the source of this 2698-nucleotide messenger RNA. RefSeq lists its product as uncharacterized. The record is from RefSeq and is a predicted model, not a curated record. Gene Ontology annotation, biological process: lipid metabolic process. NCBI's taxonomy places the organism in Eukaryota, Viridiplantae, Streptophyta, Magnoliopsida, Cucurbitales, Cucurbitaceae. The coding region runs from base 172 to 2580 and encodes 802 amino acids. The transcript is spliced from 14 exons.
UAGUUGAAUGAGUUUUGAAAAAGUAUGUUUAUCUUGAUUAAUGAGAAACGUUUUAGAAAUUAGUUGAGAGAAUUAUCUGGAAAUGUCCCUACAUACUUUUGAACCAACGUGGCUAUUUUCGCCGGAAAUGCGCGCGAAAAGUGGAAUCGGAAAAACAUUGUUGUUCCACAAAUGGAGCGGAGAGACCAAGAAAAUUCUACCUUACACCAACCAUUGAUUCCCUCCGAUUUUCCUCUGAAUUCGAACCAUCAAAUUCGAUUACCCAUCCCCACGUUUCAAUCGCCAUUGUGCCCAAUUCGAAAUAGAACGGAAGCUAUGGGGACGUCGAAGAUGGACAAUAUUCGCUGCUCCACGUUUGUUUUGGGCAUUUCCAAUGCCGCCAUCGCCCUUCUCGGCGGAUUUAUCAUCUUCGUUCUUUAUCCCUCUUGUGAACGCCGAUACACUCUUCCGUUUCUGGCUGUUUCCUUGGUUUCUUGCAUCAGAAUCGUCACCAUGGUGCAGAGCGGCAUUGCUCAGGAGGCUACGGCUAGAACUAUUCUCGAAUCUCCCGGUGAUACUGCUGCUGUUAUUGACACCGUUAUGCGCCGCGAGAGACGGUUGAGGUAUAAAAGAUGGCUUUGGUGGACCCGUUUUGCUUUGAUCCUUGUAAUGAUGCAAUUUGCUGGAGCAGUUUACUUAAUCUUCCAUAUGACUAACUACAUUGGUCACGAUGAAACUUCAAGUGGUUGUGCUUUAGGAGUGGCUUCACAUGAUAGAUGGUUGAAACGAAAGCUACUGGUUUUAUUUACAAUCUUGGUGUGCUUUGUUGCACUGGUUCAGUGUUUUACUGGUAUGGAUGUUCUAAGGUGGAGAUCAUUUUAUUCAACUCAAGAUCAUGCAUGGAAAGCACAUUACAGUGAGAUAUUUGACCAUGGAAUUCGUGAAGUAUUAUGCUGUUUGGGACGUUCCAAAUACUUGAGUGUCAUGGAAGAAGAUGAGGUCUUCUCAGUAGCACAAUUAUUGGGUGAUCUUGUUACUUAUCGCUCAACUGGCACCGGGCAUUUGGAAUUUUUAGCAGGUCUUGCUUUAUUGCAGAGGCAUGGCCAACUGGUACACACUUCUGAAGAGCUCAUGGAGGCACCUAUAGAUAAAAUUGAGGAGGCUGCCGUUCUUCAUAAAUUUGCUGAAGCAGCUUACACGGGGCCAUUGCUUGAUUUUGGAAGAAACCCACUCUCAUUUCCUUGUGCAUGGGUCUAUCGACAAGGGAUAUUGACUCCAUGGACUCGUAACAAGCGCCCUGUACUCCAUGGUGAUAACUGGUGGCGUGGCCAUGCUGCAGCCUUUCUUAAAUAUGUCAAGUUACCGCCUGAAGUACUUCGAAGAGGGCGUGUUAACCAGGCAAAGUGUGAAGCUGCGUACUUCGUUCUGGUUCUUCAUGAUGUGAAAUGUGUGGUAAUUGCUGUAAGAGGAACUGAGACACCUGAAGAUCUCAUAACAGAUGGUCUAUGUAGGGAAUACACACUUACUGAGGAAGAUUUGGAUGGGCUCAUUAAUAGUGAUCAUAUUCAGCUCAGUGUGAAGCAGAGGAUUAUAUCGUCCUCCCCGCACCAUGCCCAUUCCGGGAUUGUUGAGGCUGCCAGGGAGUUAUAUAUGCAAAUUGAAGGAAAUUGUAAAGAUCAUGAUGGGGCAGGAUCUGAACCGUGCGGUCUUCUCUCUUCAUUGCUGGGUCCUGGGUGCGAAUGUGAUGGUUAUCAGGUUCGCAUUGUAGGGCAUUCCUUAGGAGGAGCUAUUGCAGCAUUACUUGGACUAAGAUUAUACGGCCGGUGUCCCAGCUUACAUGUUUAUGCUUAUGGGCCACUUCCAUGUGUCGAUUCAAUAAUAGCAAGUGCUUGUUCAGAGUUCGUGACAAGUAUUGUGUUCAACAAUGAAUUUUCAUCUAGACUUUCAGUUGGAUCGAUUAUGCGUCUUCGUGCAGCUGCAAUUAAAGCACUGUCACAAGAUAGCAAGGAUAAGUCAACCCCAAUUUUCCAGCUUGCUCGCAAAUUCCUUUAUUUAAGUAAUUAUCAGAGAGAUGUGAAAGAAAGAAUGAAUUCUCAAUCAGAAAAGUAUCCUAGGCAAAUUGAGGCUGAUGACCAGGGAAUCUCCUCAAGUUAUCAGCAGAACGAGACUAGAGCUAUAAAGAAAGAAUACCAAGAAUCCUCUCUCCUGGCAAAGAAUCAAAUCAAAGCAAAUGAUAUCACAGUUGAACAUGACGAGUUCUCCAAUUCUGAUGAUCUGGUAUCUCAAAUUAUAGAAGCUGUUGAAGGAUCUGAAAACGAAAACUCAACUGAGAAUUUCUCAGAGAUGUAUCUUCCAGGCCUUUUAAUCCAUAUAGUUCCUGAAGAAAGAAGGUUCACUUUACCUUUCUUGAACAGCUUGAGGUGCCAAGCUGUUACAGAUGAUUACAAAGCUUAUGUUGCAAGCAGAGAGAAUUUCAAAGACAUUAGUGUUUCUCCUUCAAUGCUCUUAGAUCAUCUUCCUUGGAGAUGUCACGCUGCUUUGCAGAGGCUUUUGGAUGCUCAAACUGCCAAAGGUUCACUUCAUGAAACUCUGAAUGUGUAAAUAAAUUAGUUUUUAACAUUAUUUGGAAAUAAUUAUAAUUAUAAAAUGAGAAUUCAUUCAACUGUAUUUUAUUCUGUUUAUCUCAUUCAAUUUGAGUUAAAAGUUGCUUAUUUAGUUA